AAUAUUCAACGAACGGUGACACAUGCGAAUUUGAAAUGAACAUUUAAAAUUGCAACCGUGUACAACAGCCUGAACAAUGUCCUUCCUCGACUUUGUUUUGCUCACCGGCUGUCAGUCAGUUUGACACUUUUUGUUUACAAACAUCUUGGCGAAAAGGCGCGCAUAGUCACUGGAUAAAUGUAUAAAAUGCAGUGCAAAUAAGCGAAAUUUUGGAAAAAAAUUGUGUAAAUAUCUAUAAAAGUGCUCCUUUUGUGUUUGUAACUGCGAAUGUUUAAAAAGUCAGCACUAGAUUGGUGGAGAGAGGAAGAGGCCCGUACCGGGCUGGUGACGUUCUGCAGAGAUCUCGACCUAGCGCUUGGCAGUGGCAUCCCGGAAGGAAUGAUCACCGAACUGUGUGGUCCGCCCGGCAGCGGCAAAACGCAACUCUGCUUACAGCUAGCGGUAAACGUGCAGAUACCACAGCAGCUCGGUGGCCUGCAGGGCCGGGCAGUCUACCUGGAUACUAAUUAUGGAUUUUCUCCGCAGCGCGUACAAGAAAUGGCCAAGGCAUGUCACAAUCACUGCGCAAACAUUGCGCUACUCCACAAGCUUAAUCCGGAGGAAACCCUGGCCGGAUUUUCGGAAGCGACCGCUCUGGACAACAUCCUGUACUCGCACGUGACGAACUGUACCCAAAUCCUAGAGGCAAUAGCCGUGCUGCAGAACCGUCUGUACGAUGGUGAAAAGAUUAAACUGAUCGUACUAGAUUCGCUAUCCUUUCUGAUCAGAAAUACAAUUACGCGUUCGAUGAAGCGUGUGAAGCGUGUCCACGAAAUACUUACCCUGCUGCAUAAGCUCGCACACCGUUUCGGCUGCGUGGUUAUUGUUACGAACGAUGUAACAACACGCAUUUCGGAUGUCGACGGCGGCGGCGGCGAACGGCCGGAUGUGCCGCAGAUAGUGCCCGCUCUCGGGGGCAGCCUUACGCACAAAGUAAACCAGCGCAUCUUUCUCGGCCGCGAUGAGAGCCAUUUCGAUGCACAAUCGCAAGCUCCGCCCAGCUACGUCGCUUCCAUUGAAAAGGGACACUUUCUUCCAAGCGUUACGGUAGCGUUUCGCAUCGAGCCAGCCGGCAUAAGAGGCAUCAAGCGGGAAGGUUAGAAGCGUAU
Messenger RNA from Anopheles coluzzii, 1148 nucleotides. Its product is annotated as DNA repair protein RAD51 homolog 3-like. The record is from RefSeq and is a predicted model, not a curated record. Gene Ontology annotation, cellular component: Rad51C-XRCC3 complex; replication fork; Rad51B-Rad51C-Rad51D-XRCC2 complex. Lineage: Eukaryota; Metazoa; Arthropoda; Insecta; Diptera; Culicidae. Bases 268 to 1140 code for a protein of 290 amino acids. Gene Ontology annotation, molecular function: ATP hydrolysis activity; ATP-dependent DNA damage sensor activity; four-way junction DNA binding. The transcript has 5 exons. Gene Ontology annotation, biological process: reciprocal meiotic recombination; DNA repair; meiotic DNA recombinase assembly.